UUCAAGAUGUGGCAUUGGCUUAUUGUGUUAGCAAUCAGUUUUUCUGAGGGUAUAUUAGCACAAAAUGGCACCUGUGGAAUACAAGUCAUAAAACCACACCAACACAGUAGCGCAUCACGUGUAUCGCGCAUUGUUGGAGGUAAAGAGUCUAUACCACAUAGCUGGCCUUGGAUGGUGCUGCUGAGAUUUAGAACAGCUACAAUAACCUGCGGAGGGUCGCUGGUUAGAGGUGCCGAUGGAAAUAUUGUAAUCGUUACAGCAGCGCAUUGUGUCGAUGGGGCAACAAAUCCUGCAGACUGGAAAGCGGAUGUUGGGGUUCACUCACGCGCUUCCAUGGAACCAAAUCAAAAAGAAUAUGGUAUUCAAGAAAUUAUUCAAAAUCCUGGGUUUAACUUUCAAUUUCUGGACGAUGACAUUGCAAUUUUGAAAACGGCUUGGCCUAUUGAAUUGAACGACUAUGUACAACCAAUAUGCUUGACGACAGAAAAUUCUGAAUUUAAGGUCGGACAAGAAUGCGUUGUUAUAGGAUGGGGAGCUGAUGUUCAAGGUGGAUCACCAGUUGAUAGGCUUCAUGAAGUUUACAAGCCUAUAAUUGCUGACGUUGACUGUGCAACUGCAUUAAGUGUAUUUGGUUAUAAUAACCAUUCAAUGUUGUGUGCUGGAAAUUUAGUUCAGGGUGGAGUUGAUGCCUGUAGUUUUGACUCUGGGGUACCAUUUGCAUGUAAAAAUACCAAAGGAGAAUGGGAAUUAGUUGGUAUAAGUAGUUGGGGAUUUGGAUGUGCACAACCAGGAUACCCAGGUGUAUACAAUGAAGUUUACACGUUCCUACAAUGGAUUCACGACAAUACACAUACUUCAGUUGGGGGACCAAUUGUCGGAUAACACAAAAAUGAAUAAAAAAUAAAAAUUCA
Molecule: messenger RNA, 911 nt
Organism: Mytilus californianus (California mussel)
Lineage: Eukaryota; Metazoa; Mollusca; Bivalvia; Mytilida; Mytilidae
Product: transmembrane protease serine 3-like
Exons: 7
Coding region: 7-882 (291 amino acids)
Biological process (GO): proteolysis
Molecular function (GO): serine-type endopeptidase activity
Source: RefSeq, a predicted model, not a curated record